Pleuronectes platessa (European plaice) is the source of this 2045-nucleotide messenger RNA. Its product is annotated as ankyrin repeat domain-containing protein 1. The coding region runs from base 1 to 909 and encodes 302 amino acids. The record is from RefSeq and is a predicted model, not a curated record. The transcript is spliced from 9 exons. Gene Ontology annotation, molecular function: protein binding. Lineage: Eukaryota; Metazoa; Chordata; Actinopteri; Pleuronectiformes; Pleuronectidae.
AUGGGUCUGCACAGCGUCGAGGAGCUGGUGACUGGUAAGAGGUCAGAGGGCAAAGAGUCGGACGACUUCCAGGGGGGCGUGUACGAGGCAGCUGUCAAUCAAGAGAAGCGCGAUGACCUGAGGUCCCACAGCGACAGCGCAGGAGAACAGGAAGUGAGCGUGGCUGCGCUCAAUACGGACAGGAGCGGCCGCCUGAAGCUGGAGACCGUGGACGACCUGUUCAACAUCCUGCAGCUGAGGAAGAGGAGGAGAGAGAGGAAGAGUCCCGUCCACAAGAGGCAGCAGCCGGAGCCUGAGACUGUGCCGGAGACGGUGGAUGAGCAGCUGUUUCUGACGGCAGCGAUGGAGAACAAGCUUCCUGUGGUGGAGAAGUUCCUCAGUGACGGAGGAAACCCCAACGUGUGCGACCACUUCCAGAGAACAGCUCUGCACAAAGCUGCAUUCAGAGGAAACAUGGAGGUGAUGAAGAGCCUCCUGGAGGCCGGAGCUGCCAUCGAGAAGAAAGACAAGCUGGAGGCCACAGCGCUCCACUGGGCCUGCAGAGGAGGAAGUCUGCCGGCCCUUCAGCUCCUCCUCGACCAGGGGGCAAAGGUCACAUCCAGAGACAAGCUGCAGAGCACUCCUCUCCAUGUGGCUGUGAGGACAGGACACAGUGAAUGUGCUGAACAUCUCGUUCACUGUGGAGCAGACGUCAACGCCAAAGACAGAGACGGAGACACGCCCAUGCACGACGCUGUGAGAAUCAACAGAUUCAAGAUGAUCAAGCUGCUGAUGAUGUACGGAGCCCGUCUCAACACCAAGAACAGUGACGGGAAGACUCCGCUGGAGACGCUGUACUCUUGGCAGAACGGAGCCAAGAGUCUCCUGUGUAACUUUGAGGAGGAGAAACUCAGCAGCACCUCCCCCUGAGGUGGAGACCGCAGAACAAGAGAAGAAGAAGAGUGGUAGAAAAAACACGUGGACUUUUGAUCCGUUCUAUCAUUUGUCUUCUCUUAGCGUGCGUCCAUUGAGGCGCUGCAGACUUCAUACUCUGACAGAUAUUAACCUCAGGUAAUAUUCAGGUGCUGCCGAGCCUUUGUCAUUAACUUCGCUCCGGGUUCAGGGAUUUGAACCAGCAACCUUCAAGGUGAUUGGCAGGCGUUAAAGAAAGACUUUCCUGAAAGUAGCAGCAGGGACUUGAAUUAUCAAUAAUGAUUGAUCAAUAAUGUGAAAUCUAAUCAGCGUGUUUCAUUGAUAGUGAUUAUUAACACUGAUGGAUUCACGGAUAUUGCUGGACAAUGUCUCGGCCGACAACGUGAAGAUGCUUUUAUUUGAACUUUUCUUCAUUUGUAGUUUAAGCUGAGUUGAUGUCGGCGAUGCUGCCGCGAGAAAAUGAUUAUUUAUUGAUUAACGGCAACGGUCUGUGAUCAGUUUACUGGUUUGAUUGAUUUCAAUACUUACACUUGAUAACUAAGUGAUUAGAAGUGAAUUAUUUGUGUAAAAUGUGAACGUGUUGUAUUGAUUCACACGAGUUGUUUGAUCUGGUGAGAGCAAACAGGAAACCACGACAGAGCUCUUCUCCUGCAGCCACGUUCAUCCAGUCCAAUCCCAGCGGCUGCUCUGGAUCCUGAUGAGCUGCACGUUUCCACUCCGCUCUUUGACUCGUCUUGCUCUUGCAUCAUUUUUCACUCUGAAAUUUUGGAUUCAGUUUAUUAUUUCUAAUGUUACAAAUUCUAAUUUCUAACUGUGGAUCGAAUUUUGCUCAAACCUUACAGCAUCACUUUGCUUGUGUUUGUAAGUUUGGACAAAGUUCAUCCAGAUCCCUUUGAGCGUCUGGGGUCAGAGGUCAGCUCGGCUGUCUCCCGCCUCUUCUGAUGCAGGGAAGACAUUUUGUAAAUGGUUGAGAGGGAAGAAAGUGAAAAGUCACAGUUGGUUCUGAGGAUGUCUGAAGAAAGUUAUGUGAAGUGAACACGUCUUGACAGAUGAUCAAUAAUUUGAUUUAUUUUGUAUUGUAACAGAUGAAUGUAAAUUUUGCUUUGUAAUUAUGGAUCGAUUGAAUAAAAGAU